Molecule: messenger RNA, 7844 nt
Organism: Mercenaria mercenaria
Lineage: Eukaryota; Metazoa; Mollusca; Bivalvia; Venerida; Veneridae
Product: ileal sodium/bile acid cotransporter-like
Exons: 3
Coding region: 103-1590 (495 amino acids)
Cellular component (GO): membrane
Source: RefSeq, a predicted model, not a curated record
CUUGAAUUUGACAGCCGGAAGUGGAUUUUUUUGCAGAUCUUGUUUACGAUUUUAGAGAAAAAACUUAUUCUUAAUUCACAACAGUUUUGUAAUUGUUCAGAUAUGGCUUGCCCAGUGAAACUUCUAGUACUUUUCAUUUUGAAUUGUUUACUGUCACUUUAUGGAACUGUUUGUGCGAACAAAACGAAUCCGUAUUAUAUUGAAGUUGAGUCACACCAAGAUUUCCCUUUGCACGUGAAAGAAAACGAGGAGAAAUCAUUAUCCUUCACGUUCAGGAAUUAUCAAGGAACCGUGUUCAAAAUUUUGCCUGUUCUUUCAAAUCCAGAAUUAGCAGAGGUGCAUAUGAACAUGACAGAAAAUUUAAAUCCAAAAGAGACCGCAAAUUUUACAGCCAAGGUCAAAGGUACUUUUCUAGGAAAGACAUUUUUAAGAAUGUUUGUGAAUACUUCACAGGUUAAGGAACCUGAAAAAUAUGAUGAAGGUUAUUCACAAGAACCGGAUACUUAUGAAUGGUAUGAGUUGCCAGAAAAGUACGAAAUAACAGUGAGCCGUUUGGAAAGUGCUCUAAGUCAUUCUUUCACAGGAAUGGUGAUUAUUCUUGUGUGCCUUGCAAAUGUUGCUAUGGGUUGUAAGACUGAGCUUUCAGUGGUAAAAGAAGUACUCAGGAGACCAGUAGGACCAUUGACUGGCAUGUUUUCUCAGUUUAUACUGAUGCCGUUGAUUGCUCUUGGUGUUAUAUACAUGCUUCAGUUUGAUCCAGCAAAUGCUUUGGGUUUCUUCGCUAUGGCUUGCUCUCCCGGUGGUUCCGCUAGCAAUGCAUAUUCAUAUCUUUUAGCUGGUGAUGUCUCGCUCAGUGUGACCAUGACACUCUGCAGUGUUCUUCUUUCUCUUGGAAUGAUUCCGCUUUGGUUGUUCACUGUUGGAACAAAGGUGCUGUAUCAGACAGAAGUCCAGAUUCCGUACACAAACAUCCUUACCUCCCUUGUGGGCCUUAUUGUUCCUGUUGCUAUUGGUAUGGUCAUACAGUGGAAGAAACCAAACUGGGCUAAAUACAUUGUCAUGGGUAUCAAACCGCUGAUGGUUAUUUUCUUCAUACUCGUCUUCACUGUCGGCGUUUAUUCAAAUCUGUACAUCUUCACAUUGAUGCGUAACAAGCCAGAGAUUUUAUUGGCAGGGGCGCUCGUUCCUUACAUUGGCUUUGUGUUUGGAGGUGUGAUGGCUAUGAUAACAAGGCAGAGCUGGAAGCGGGUCCGCACCAUUGCAAUUGAGACCGGGAUACAGAACACAGGUAUCGCCAUUGUGUUGUUGAAGGUGUCUCUACCUCCACCUGAUAAUGAUAUAAGUAUCGUUGCUCCGAUAGCGGCAGCCAUAUUUACGCCAGUCCCGAUGCUGAUAGCUAUAAUUUGGUAUGAGAUUUACAAACGAUGUUACAAGAAGAACAAGGACGAGAUGUACCUAGAUGACCAUGAAGGAGAAAGUGAUGCAGAGGUUGGAAAACAGGGUAUAGAAGGAACUUACCACCCGAAUGGAGAUGGAGAAGACAAGAAGUAUAUAGAAAUGAAAAUGAACAAUAACAGCAAUGAAGUUUGAAAAUGGAUUUGGCAAGCCAGCUUUUCCCAUGUCUCAAGUUCAAACUUGGACCUUUAUAUUGAUGGUCUUGUACUGUAUCAAGGUGAACUUGAAAAGGACAAAAUUCCUGCUUGUUGGUAUUACAGAUUCACAUAAAAAUUAAAAUAUAAACAAUUCUUUCUUUGUACAGUUUUGUUUUAUGUUGAGUGCUUUUCUAUUAACUCUAGUAUUAUUUGAUCUAUUUUUUAAGUUUAAUAAAAAAAAAAUACUGAAGAAGGUGUCUUUUGAUAUCAGCAUUACUUUUACUCUCGAUAGAAGCUAUUUUGUAUUGAUGUAUCAGUGGAUAGAAAUGGAUAACUAUAGAGUUACAUUUAGCAAGAAAAGGAGAGACCGAAGUUUUAAUUUAAUGGCUGUAAAAUCAUGACAGGGUUGUAAGAAUUUUGUUGCAAUAUUUUUUGUUUUGGUCUCAGAAUGAAUAAACUUGAGGGAUCACACUUAAUGUGAGACUGCCACAUUUUAAAUACAGUCAAACCUGUGCUAAAGACCACUCGUGAACAGAGACCUCCGAACUGUAGAGACCUCUAACUUCAUUUAUAUUUUUUUUUGUUUAAAAUUCACAGUUGACCACCUGUUGAAUGGACCACUUUGACUCUGCCAAGCAUGAUCUUUAAUGCAUAGGUUUGACGGCAGUUCAGAAUUGUGUUUGAAGUGUCCACCACUUUAUAUGAGUUCAACAGUUGUUUUUUAUCCUGUAUACCAAAUUUUUAUGUUAUGUAUCAUAAUCAAAAGUUGUAAAAAAAAUUCUCAUUUAUUUACAUUUUAUUACAUAAACAACUAAAACUUGGCUUAGUAUUUGUAUUGACCUGUCAUAAAACCUAAUUUACUAUGAAAAUUGUCCAGAUCUGUUAAGUAAAUCAGUCCAGAAACUUCUGUUUUAUCUUCAAAACAGCUGAAUGAUUUUAAUUUUAUUUUGUAACUGAAUUAUUCAUUUCUUUUAUACCUGUUGAAAACAGCUAAUUGUUUUGAUUUUUAUUUUGUAACUGAAUUAUAUAAUACCUUUAUACAUGUUGAAAGCAACUUAAGUUGCUUACUUCAAGAUAUGUUUGUGACAUCAUUUUUUAUUCCUUUUCUGGACUACAUGUUCAGUGAUAAAGGUUGGGAUUUAUUCAUAGAAGUGUUGGUUAAGUGUCGAAUGCAUCAUUCCGCAAAUAGAAAUAUGAUAUAAAAUAGAAGUGAAUUAGUGGUAUUUUAGAUAUAUGUGUAAAGUUUACUGACUUGGUAUUAUUUGAUAGAUCAUGUACUUUACUUUCUAUUUUGUUACUAAUGAAAUAUUGAUGUUCAUCUUGAGGCAUGUAUUUUUAAGGUAUCAAACAAUAAGUUUUACAUCAAUAUAAAGUAUAGUAGACGCAACUUGACCGCGAUGGUUGACCUUAGGCUGAUUAUUCAUAUCGGUUAUUUCAUUAUAGAAAUCAAGGGUGCUUAGAGUAGCCGUGUAUAUUUAUAUGGAAUUAGUUUGUAUACAGUGCAGUUUCAAAGUAUAUAUACUUACAUUUGAUCAAUUAAAACUUUCCAAUACACUAAUUUAUAUUUACACAAAAUUAUAUUUCCUUUUUCUCGUGCAGCUCGUGUUUUACGUACACUCCUUUUCAAUAAUAGGUUGUGCCUCAUUAUGUAUUAUAAUGCAAAGGUCAACCAUCGGGGUCAAGUUGCGUCUACUAUAUUUGCUAAUAUGAUACACAUUAGGAGAAAUACUGAUACCACUUUAAGUAAAGCUGGGAUGAAAAAAAAACACCUCACAAAUAAAUGUUACUGAGGCAGUCCAGUUUGUUUUAGAGGGGUAUGUCUCCGAGUCUACAUCAGGAUUUCAAAUUUAAAAUGGAAAGCAAUUGUUAUUAUAUAUAUGUAUAUCAAAAAUGAUAAACCAAUAUUAGGUUGAAUAGAUAUUUUAAAUGUUCAUGAUAUAAAGUAUAUUUUUUUAUCAAAUUCCAAUAGCAUGACAUAACACUUCUGAGAUUUUUCUGCAUAUUUUAUUGACUAGAAGAGUCAUUGUAGAUACACAGUUGCCAAAACACAUGGAGUCACUUUAAAAUUUAUUUCUAUCAAGAUUUCAACAUAAAUCUAGAAGCAUUGAUAUAGUUCAAGCGUUUUGAGGAAACAUGUGAAAAUACUGUGAAGUCAUUUGAUUUUGCGGUUUUGGUCGAAACAACUAUUUCAUGGGGAUAUGAAUGUGUGUAUUUCACUUACUAAUAUAAAAUAAAUAGGACUUUUAUUUGUUGGUUGGGAUGAAAUAAACCAUGAAAUCCACUAAAAUAAGUCCCCCAUGAUGAUUUCACAAUACAGUACUUAGACAAUUCUGAUGUGGUUUGGAAGUACUGUACUUCACUGCCAGUCGUACACAGAAUGUUGAAUUUUAAUCAGAUACCCAUAUAUUAUAUCUAGUGCUUUUGUAUAUAUAGACGAAGUGAGUGCUCUUGUUUCUGUUCGUCUGACGUUUUUACUGAUGGUGUUGUGUACAUGACAUUUUGAUUUUAAUUUGUUAUAGAUUUUAUAUUUUACCUCGUUUUUUGUGUACGAAAAAACUUUUAUGUUUCCCUGUUUUAUCAAAAAAUAAAUAGCAGUGAUUUAGCUGGGCUGGUUAGGAAUUUAACAGUUUCAAUGAUGUUUUUGUUUGAAUUGUUUAAAGUUUUGUCUGAGUAUAUACAUUAGGAAUUUAACCUGGUACAUGUAUAUAACUGGCUGUUAUUUUAUCUUUCAUGUAGUUAAGGUAGUUCUGCACGUUUGAAAAACCAGAAGUGAUGGCGUAACAUUAUUUAUCUGGAAAACGUAGAAUAAAGCCUGGAUUCGGCCUACGGGAAUGAAAAUCAAUUUAUGAAUUAAUUGAAACCUGUGAGUAAAUUUAUUACAAUGGCACUGUUGCUAUAUUUCUAAAGUCAAAAAAUGAUAGUAAAACAUACGGGACGUUAAAAAUUCAAAAUAAUGUGUUAAAAUUAGCGUGAAAUGUCCGGUUCACUUUAAUCAUGGUCAGAUAUCUCAAAAAUAAGCACACGGACCUAUACAUUUUAUUUCAUCACAUUAUAGUCCAUAUGUUUAUUAACAACCAUGGGAAGCUUCAUCAAAAUCUACAUUGUAGAAAAAAUUCUAUUCGCGAAAAUGUUAUGAAAGUUAUGGUUUUCCCAUAGACUUCCAUUAUGAAAUAUUGCAUGAGGUCCAAAUUUUUCAAAGCAGUCUAGCAAAAAAUCAAGCACACGACCCUAUCUUUUUUAUUUGCUGAAUUUUCUAGGUAUAUUCUGAAGUUUUGAAAAAUCUAGAGUUUAAUCAACUUCUACAUUGUAGAAAAAUUUUCGAUCCAAACGUGCAGAACUACCUUAAUGCAGUGUAGCAAACUUUCUGUUACAAGAAAAUGGUUGUCAUUUUAGUUAUUAGCUCACCUGUCACAAAGUGACAAGGUGAGCUUUUGUGAUCGCGAAGCGUCCGUCGUCCGUCCUGCGUGCGUGCGUGCGUAAACUUUUGCUUGUGACCAAUCUAGAGGUCACAUUUUUCACGAGAUCUUUAUGAAAGUUGGUCAGAAAAACCUUGUGACAUCUCUAGAGGCCAUAUUUUUCAUGAGAUCUUCAUGAAAAUUUGUCAGAAUGUUCAUCUUGAUGAUAUCUAGGUCAAGUUCGAAACUGGAUUACAUGGGGUCAAAAACUAGGUCAGUAGGUCUAAAAAUAGAAAAACCUUGUAUCCUCUCUAGAGGCCAUAUUUCUCAAUGGAUCUUCAUGAAAAUUGGUCAGAAUGUUCACCUUGAUGAUAUCUAGGUCUAGUUCGAAACUGGGUCACGUGCGGUCAAAAACUAGGUCAGUAGAUCUAAUAAUAGAAAAACCUUGUGACCUCUCUAGAGGCAAUAUUUUUCAUAAGAUCUUCAUGAAAAUUGGUCAGAAUGUUCAACUUGAUGAUAUCUAGGUCGAGUUCGAAACUUGGUCACGUGGGGUCAAAAACUAGGUAAUUAGGUCUAAAAAUAGAAAAACCUUGUGACCUCUCUAGAGGCCAUAUUUCUCAAUGGAUCUUCAUGAAAAUUGGUCAGAAUGUUCACCUUGAUGAUAUCUAGGUCAAGUUCGAAACUGGGUCACGUGGGUUCAAAAACUAGGUCAGUAGAUCUAAAAAUAGAAAAACCUUGUGACCUCUCUAGGGGCCAUAUUUUUCAUAAGAUCUUCAUGAAAAUUGGUCAGAAUGUUCACCUUGAUGAUAUCUAGGUCAAGUUCGAAACUGGGUCACGUGGGGUCAAAAACUAGGUCAGUAGGUCUAAAAAUAGAAAAACCUUGUGACCUCUCUAGAGGCCAUAUUUCUCAAUGGAUCUUCAUGAAAAUUGGUCAGAAUGUUCACCUUGAUGAUAUCUAGGUCAAGUUUGAAACUGGGUCACGUGCGGUCAAAAACUAGGUCAGUAGGUCUGAAAAUAGAAAAACUUUUUGACCUCUCUAGAGGCCAUAUUUUUCAUAGGAUCUUUAUGAAAAUUGGUCAGAAUGUUCACCUUGAUGAUAUCUAGGUCAGAUCUGAAACUUGGUCACGUGCGGUCAAUAACUAGGUCAGUAGAUCUAAAAAUAGAAAAACCUUGUGACCUCUCUAGAGGCCAUAUUUUUCACGAGAUCUUCAUGAAAAUUAGUGAGAAUGUUCACCUUGCUGAUAUCUAGGUCAAGUUUAAAAGUGGGUCACGUGCCUUCAAAAACUAGGUCAUUAGGUAGAAUAGAAAAACCUUGUUACCUCUCUAGAGGUCAUAUUUUUCAAUGGAUCUUCAUGAAAAUUGGUCAGAAUUUUUUAUCUUGAUGAUAUCUAGGUCACAUAUGCUCAAUACUAGGUCACUUUGUCAAAUAAUAGAAAUAACGACGUCAUACUCAGUUCAACACUGGGUCAUGUGAGGAUAGGUGAGCGAUUCAGGACCAUCAUGGUCCUCUUGUAUUUCACAUUGCAUGGUGUGAUUUUACAAUGCAGAUUUUCAACAAAUGUUAAGGUUAUCUACCCUACUUAUUCUGUGUUGCUAUGAAGAGUUACAUAAACAUUUUAAACCUUUACUGUAAAACCCUGUGUCAUCUUUCAAUAAUGGUAAUAACUGUAACUAUUUGUGACAUAGUGAAGCAAGCAUUCCAGUUUGAAAUACAGUUAAACUUUAUAUAGUGGCAAUCUGCAUUAAGCAAUUACUUGGCUUAAGCAGCACACCAGCUGACUUCUUUUAUUUCAGCUAGACUUAAGCAGCCGCUUUUUGUUUCUGUCUUGGCCUACAGGUUUGACUUAUGUCCAUUUUGAAUAUUUUAACCCUUAUCAUGCUGGACACAAUUGGUUCUGCCUUUGUGACCAGUGUAGAUCUUGAUCAGCCUGCACAUCUGUGCAGUCUGAUCAUGAUCUGCACUGUUCGCCAUUCAGUCAGUAUCUUUUUGGUAAGCACCCCUUUAAACAGUCAAUGGUACUGUCCAAAUUGAAAGAUGGACAGGUCCAUUUUAGAAAUUUAGCAGGGUAAGGGUUAAUUCAAUAGCAUUAGUCACUAUUUUAGUUAAACAGCAAGUUUAACAGCAUCUUCUCAGAAAUGUCUUCAUAAAUUCCAUUCUCUUUGUAGUAUUCUUGCAUGGGUAUCUUUGACUUUUGCCCUAACAUUUUUUACUCAUACUGCCUUUCAAUAUACUGAUAUGAAAAGGACCAGAAGAAUUGAUUUUGCAGUGUGUAGAUGAUAAAAUAUUUUACUAAAUGAAAGUUCUGUUGAAAAGUUGCUGUAGUAAUACUGACCAAAAAUUGUUUUGUUAAUGUUGCUAAGAAAAUGCAGUAUACCUAAAGUCUUUAAUUGCAUGUGUUUUAGAUAUGCAUUUAGUUGGAAACUGAAUGAAAACAAGUCUUCAAAUUUCUUUCUAGUCAUAAUGUAUUUCAAGUGGUAGACAUAUAUAGAGAAAAAAAUAUAUAGACCUUUGUUAAGAAUAUGAUAUGUGAAGUAUGUGCUUAGAAAAUUGUAUUUUCUGUGAAGAAACUGUUACGCUUGAAUCAGCCUUCCAAGGACAAGGUAUGUCAGUAAAAAUAGUAGAAAUGCUACUUGCAUGUGCUGAAUUAACCUAGUUCGCUUUUAAUCUACAAAAUGUUGUUACUGUAUGAAAAGUUAUAUCUCUAUUAUACAUUGUUACACACUAUUCAAAGGUUUAAUUAUUAGAACUUUGUUAAGCAGAUACGAUUUGAAACAGACCAUGUUUUAUUGUCUGAGAGUUAUAUUUUUGUUGUAGUUUAUAUACAUAGUAAUUGGAAUUAUAAAAAAAAGAAAAGUA